AUGCUACUUUUGUACCAGGCUGGAAGUGUAAAGAUAGGAGAAAUAGUUCGAUAUACAGUUACAUAUACACCAGCACAUGAUCGGAUUCUUCCUUCUCCUGCAAGACUUCAUUUGAAGAUCAAGAAUACUUCUGCCAUAGCCCUUCGAGCAGCUUUUGUCCAUGGUCCUUAUACUCUCUACGCCGCGGCUUAUCCUUCCACGUUUAACCCUAAUGUCAAAUGCGAAAACCCUCGACGAGAUGGUGUACCUGAAUUCGAACCGAAUCUCAAAGCCGGAGGUUCUUUCUCAACAGAACUUGUUGUUCCAGAAGAUGUGCGGAAGACGGCGGGAAGUGCGAAUCGAGAUGGGAGAUCGCCUGGCAGAAACGAUGCGGAUGUGAAAAGCGUUACUUGGAUCAUUGAGGUUACGUCGCAGGUGGUAUUCUCAAAUUCUGCGGCCGUUCAUUAUGAGAUUCUGCUUGGCCGAGAUGCGAAAAGUCUUGCUCUAGGGUUUGCUGCAGGUUCAAUAUUAGGAGGGACAGCACCAGUGCCUGGACAAGUCCAUGAUCAUCAGCAGAGUCAAGGGGCGAAAGAUGGCCAUCAUGCGGCGUUACCGAGGGGUGUCUAUUCCAGGGCGAUACGAGUGAGGGUGGAUGAUACUGCAAGUUUAUGGAACACGCCGAAGUUGGAUGAUAGAGAUAAGGUGGUGGAGGAGCAGAGUUCUAAGGGAAGCAAUAAGGUUGCACCAGUUGAGGAUGCAACGGGAGAAGGUCAUAUCGAAGAAAAUCCAAGGAAGAAACGGAGGAAAAAUGUACAUCUGGUGGUUUUGACACACGGAUUGCAUAGUAAUCUUGGGGCGGAUAUGUUAUUUCUGAAGGAGAGCAUAGAUGCGACAGCAAAACAAGCUAAGAUUGAUGCUAAAGCCCGAAAGACGAAAAAGAGAGAAGAGGAGAAGCAAAGGAGGGCAGCAGCGCGAGCCGAAACGAAAGAAGGAUCGGGAGACGGGGAUUUGAACAGACAGGCGAGCACAGAAGACCUUCCAGAGGAGCAAGAAGAACCAUAUGAUGAAUCCGAAGACGAGGACGAAGUUAUUGUAAGAGGAUUUUCCGGAAAUGUCGUUCGAACCGAAAGAGGAAUAAAAUACCUUGGAAAAAGACUUGCUAAAUAUGUUCUCACGAUGACAUACCCGGAUCAACCAUUUCGACCGACUAUAAAGAAGUCAGCGACUGAAGCUCUUUCUCAUGCUCUGAAGCCUGAUUCAUCAAAGUUGAUGGAUGAUUCCGGCAAACCAGUACAUGAAAAUAGCAGCAUUAUCAAAGUGCCUCAAGAUGUCGACCUCCCUUACCAUUUCACCAGUAUCAGUUUCAUUGCUCAUUCUCUUGGUGGAUUGGUACAAACGUAUGCUAUUGCAUACAUCCAAAAGCAUUCACCCCAAUUCUUCGACAUAAUCAAACCAAUCAACUUCAUCGCCCUUGCUUCACCAUUCCUAGGUCUUAGCAAUGAGAAUCCAUUGUAUGUCAAAUUUGCUUUGGAUUUUGGAUUAGUCGGCCGGACAGGUCAGGAUCUUGGGUUGACAUGGCGCGCACCUACGAUUGCGAGAAGUGGAUGGGGUGCACUUGUUGGAAACAUUGGAGAAAAUGCGCAUAAGAGACUCGAUGGCGAAUCUGCACCCGAAGCAAAGCCUCUCUUACGAAUUUUACCAACUGGCCCGGCUCAUACUGUUCUCAAGAAGUUUCGAAAUCGUACAGUAUAUUCGAAUGUUGUUAAUGAUGGAAUCGUGCCUUUGAGGACUAGUUGUUUACUCUUCCUAGACUGGCAAAGUUUAGGUCGGGUGGAGAAAGCUAGAAGGGAAAAUGGUCUUGUUGGUACUAUGGCGGAAUGGAGUUGGGCUGAACUUACCGGGGCAAAUUCUGGGUCACCCGCAAAGAAGCAAGCACCUUUGUCUGAUGAGGAAGUUAGUGAUAUAGAUGAUAUUACCGGGAACGCUUCUCCUGCUGUGUUGCAAAGACACGAAACCGAAGUACCACAACCUUCAGCAAUUGUCAUGGAUGAUGAUAGACGGAGCUUAAAGAACCUGGAUAUAUCCGGCCAUUCUACUAUAUCUUCUAUAGAAGGUAGAAGCAGUACCGAGAUUGGAAGUCCAACCUCAACCUCCUUCUCAUCAAACAAUAAUGGACCACUUGCAAGUCUAUUCGGUUUCUUUCGCUCCAACCCAUCUCCAAAACCUAAUGUUCAUCAACCUAAACAUUCGAAAAUAUAUAAACGAAGUCAGACCAUCAAAAUUAAUAACGAUAGCGAAUCUUCCACCCCUUCACUUUCUCCGACUCCUGAAGGCCGAUCCAAAGUUUCAGCCGGAAAUACUGAAUCCCAGGAUACAAAUCUUCCAUCAGCACCUCCCAAAACAACAUUCUUUGAAUCAGCAGGUGAUCUUCUUAAACCACCUCUUCCAUCUACAGAAUUCUUGAUCGACCCGAGCUCCCGUGCUCGAACAAUUUUUCAUGAUCGUGUGUAUCAUCCUUCGGAUAUCCCACCACUACCUCUCAAGAAACGAUCUACUUUGCUUCGAAGGCGAAAUUCUUCUAUUUCCGAACCUGCCACGCCAACAACUGCCUCUCAUACCGAUAGUCAACUUUCAGCCCUCGAUUAUGAUGACCCUAGAAAUAGUACCUCUUCUCAUCCCCCCAAUACGGUAGUUGAUUCCUCGGCAAUGAAGGUUGAAGAGAAAAUCGCUAGAGCUUAUCAUCGCGAUCUGAGUUGGCGAAAGGUUCUCGUGAGCUUGGAGCCUGAUGCUCAUAAUAAUAUGAUUGUGAGACGAAUGUUUGCGAAUGCAUAUGGUUGGCCAGUGGUGAAACAUCUUUGUGAUACUCACUUUUCCGAUGAUGCAAUUGCGAGAAGAAAGGAUGAAGAUACUGGUGGACAAGAAAGAGCUAAAGCUGUCGAGGAUGCUCCAGGCUCAGAGGGACAAGAAGUGGAUUCUUCAGUGGAUGACCGGAAUUUGCAGAAGACAGACGAGGAUCAUAUUACUCGACAUGAUCGUACAAAUUCGGAGGCCGGAGAAGCUAGAGAUUCAGUUUCUGCACUUGGGGCCCCUACUCCGUCAAUGAAGCAAACAUCGGCACCUAUAAGAACUCCGAGCUGGUCGAAGAAACAAGAUGGGUAUGAGAGUGCCGGGUGGAGCGAUAGGGAUUGGGUUGAUAGCGCAGAUGAGAGUGAAGAAGAUGAGAAUAAGCUGGCCAAUUCUGGAUGGAAUUGGACUGAGAAGAUAGUUGGGAAAGGUGCAAAUGCAUAUAAAAGUCAAAGUGGCAGUCCUACGGAAAGAGGAACCGAUAGAAAGGAAAUCUCCCAGUUUUUGAGAAAAGGACCUUUAGUUGCGAGUCCUGAACCGGUUGAGGGGAACAGCAAAGAAUUGGGACGGGGUGGAAUCGGAAGUGGAGAUUGUACUAUUCCUGUUCUUAGUAAGGAUAUAGCUGGGAUGGGUAUAGGAUUAGAUGGAAUAAGCGUAGGGGAAUCUGAAGUGAUACCACAACAUGAACUUAUGCCACCAGGUAGAAAAGAUUGA
This is a messenger RNA of Sclerotinia borealis F-4128, 3537 nucleotides long. NCBI's taxonomy places the organism in Eukaryota, Fungi, Ascomycota, Leotiomycetes, Helotiales, Sclerotiniaceae. The record is from the annotation of a GenBank genome assembly.